AUGGGAGAAAUCUUACGUUCUGCAGAGCUGGAAUGCCCAUCCAGCCCCGCUCGUUUGGAAUAUACAUCUGACAAACAUCCACGACACACGCUGGAAGCUGUAAAUCUGUUACGGAAACAUCGUGAACUUUGUGAUGUAGUACUCGUUGUUGGACAACGGAGAUUGUUUGCACAUCGUGUUGUUCUUUCUGCCUGUAGUCCGUAUUUUCAUGCUAUGUUUACAGGAGAACUUGCAGAAAGUAGACAAACAGAGGUGACAAUUCGUGACAUAGAUGAACAUGCAAUGGAACUUUUAAUUGACUUUGCAUACACUUCACAUGUGGUGGUAGAAGAAGGCAAUGUGCAAGUUCUCCUUCCCGCUGCCUGCCUUUUACAGAUGGCGGAGAUCCAAGAGGUGUGCUGUGAGUUUUUGAAGCGCCAAUUGGAUCCAUCCAAUUGCCUUGGCAUCAGGGCUUUUGCUGAUACACAUUCUUGCAGGGAGCUGCUCAGAAUUGCAGAUAAAUUCACUCAACACAACUUCCAAGAAGUUAUGGAAAGUGAAGAAUUCCUGUUACUUCCUGUCAAUCAGCUUGUGGACAUCAUCUCAAGUGAUGAACUUAAUGUGCGGAGUGAAGAACAAGUUUUUAAUGCAGUCAUGGCUUGGGUUAAGUAUGAUGUUACCCAACGUAGACAACAUCUUACUCAGGUUCUUCAGCAUGUACGACUUCCUCUCCUCAGCCCAAAGUUUCUUGUCGGGAGUGUGGGAGCGGACCUACUGAUUCGUGGGGAUGAGGGUUGCCGAGAUCUUGUAGACGAAGCCAAAAACUAUCUUCUACUACCUCAGGAGAGACCUUUGAUGCAAGGACCCAGGACUAGGCCACGAAAACCAGUGCGCAGAGGGGAGGUACUCUUUGCAGUGGGUGGCUGGUGCAGUGGGGAUGCAAUUGCUAGUGUUGAAAGAUAUGACCCUCAAGGCAAUGAGUGGCGCAUGGCUGCACCCAUGUCUAAGAGAAGAUGUGGUGUGGGAGUAGCUGUUUUGAAUGACCUUUUGUAUGCAGUUGGAGGUCAUGAUGGUCAAUCCUAUCUCAAUUCCAUUGAAAGAUAUGACCCACAAACUAAUCAGUGGAGCUGUGAUGUUGCCCCUACAAGCUCUUGCCGUACAAGUGUUGGUGUAGCAGUUCUGGAUGGAUAUUUGUAUGCAGUUGGAGGGCAAGAUGGCGUUUCUUGCUUGAACUUCGUUGAGCGAUAUGAUCCACAAACAAAUCGUUGGACCAAAGUCGCUCCUAUGAGCACUAAAAGAUUAGGAGUGGCUGUUGCUGUAUUGGGAGGAUAUCUGUAUGCAGUAGGAGGCUCAGAUGGAUCUUCUCCCCUCAACUCAGUGGAACGUUUUGACCCUCGCACAAAUCGUUGGAGCAAUGUGGCUUGCAUGGGCACAAGAAGAAAGCAUCUUGGAUGUGCCAUCUACAACAAUACCAUCUAUGCUGUUGGAGGAAGAGAUGAUACUACAGAGUUGAGUUCAGCUGAACGCUAUAACCCACAGACCAACCAGUGGCAGCCUAUUGUAGCCAUGACUUCUCGGAGAUCGGGAGUUGGGCUUGCUGUGGUAAAUGGCCUUCUAUAUGCUGUUGGCGGCUUUGAUGGAACUUCUUAUCUGAAGACAAUUGAAGUAUAUGAUCCAGAACAGAAUCAAUGGCGACUAUGUGGUUCAAUGAACUACAGACGGCUUGGUGGGGGAGUAGGGGUGGUAAGAUUACCCCACCAUGAAGCGCACUAUUGGUAAACAAAUUCUGCUACAGCUGAAAUGUGAAUGCAAUAACAUUUUGUGAAUAUUUCUUUAUGCCAUCUGAUACAUUUAACUUCCUCAACAACUUAUGGAAAAGAUUAAUUUGUUGAUGUGUUAAAUUGUGACUUCUUCAAAAAUGAUACGAAAACCUUGCCACUCUCGGCUAAUUCAAGACUGAAAGAGGGUGUAUUGUAAAAUUUUUAAAUAUGUAUGAAGCAAACUUGCUAUUGCCAGUGUGAUUUUUGGAAUGGCUGUGGUGUAUGUGUAUUAUAAAUUCUCCUUGACAGGAAGAAUGUUUGAGUUAAUACUAAGGAUGACAAAUCAGUUUUUUCAAAGUAGGGACUAACUAAAAGCGAAAACUCUCUUGUGCCACACUAGAACAGUAUUUGGUAUCUUUAGAAUAUUUUGAUACUUAUGAUCAUGAAACUCAU
Molecule: messenger RNA, 2192 nt
Organism: Uloborus diversus
Lineage: Eukaryota; Metazoa; Arthropoda; Arachnida; Araneae; Uloboridae
Gene: dbo
Product: kelch-like protein diablo
Exons: 9
Coding region: 1-1758 (585 amino acids)
Molecular function (GO): protein binding
Source: RefSeq, a predicted model, not a curated record